Molecule: messenger RNA, 3439 nt
Organism: Nymphaea colorata (pocket water lily)
Lineage: Eukaryota; Viridiplantae; Streptophyta; Magnoliopsida; Nymphaeales; Nymphaeaceae
Product: probable LRR receptor-like serine/threonine-protein kinase At1g53430
Exons: 24
Coding region: 224-3166 (980 amino acids)
Biological process (GO): protein phosphorylation
Molecular function (GO): ATP binding; protein kinase activity; protein binding
Source: RefSeq, a predicted model, not a curated record
GAUAUACUUCAGGGUACCUUCGUGUAAUUACGUUACAGAUCUAGGCAUCUAAAACAUUUGACAAGCAAUUUAAUAUAAUAAAGGGAAAAUCCCGAGGAAGGAGCCAUUUCCUCUCCCUUCCGGGCGACGGCGAGCUCGCUUUCCUCCCAGUUGCUACCUGCUCGCUUCUUCUGCUCCUCCACUCUCACGAGAAAUACUGGAAAUCGGUGAAAGAUCGGAAGAAAUGACUCCGGUAUCCCGUCUUCUGAGACUCUUCUUCUUCGUCGUCCUCUUGCUGCUCGCUGCGAAGUCCACGGACAUCGUCCGACCGGAGGCCGCGAAGCUCCCCGACGGUGAAGCCGCUGCACUCAAAGCAGUUGCAACCAAGUUGGGAAAGAAGGGUUGGAAUUUCGCCGUGGAUCCAUGCUCGAGGAGUGGAGGGUGGAUCGAUUCAAAGAACAACAAUGUCACAUGUAAUUGUUCUUACGCAAACGGAACGGUUUGUCACGUAGUAAGCAUAAAACUAGAGGAGCAAAACUUAGCAGGAGUGCUGCCUGAGGAGCUGAGCAAGCUCACCCACUUAUCAGAACUAUUUCUUGGAUCUAACUAUAUCAGUGGCACCAUUCCAGUUACUUGGUGUUCCUUGCCUUUGGUUGCGCUGGUGCUGUCAACAAAUCGUUUGUCUGGCCAGAUCCCAAAGGAGCUUGGGAACAUCAGCACGCUUGAAAAACUGGGACUUGAAGCAAACUUACUUGAAGGGCCACUUCCUCCAGAGCUGGGUAAUUUAGCCAGAAUGCAAAGAAUGUACCUGACUUCAAACAACUUCACUGGAGAGCUACCACCAGCAUUGGCCAAAUUAACUAACUUAAUUUACUUCUGGAUCAGUGGGAGCAAUUUCACUGGGAAGAUACCUGAUUUCAUUAGAAACUGGACUCAGCUUCAGAACUUGAUGAUAAUGGGUACAAAUAUGGAAGGUCCUAUACCUUCUAGCUUGUCAGUUUUGGAGAAUAUCACUCACCUGAGAAUUUCUGAUCUACAAGGUCCUGGCUCAAGUUUCCCGCCUCUGAAGAAUAUGAAAAAUUUGAAAAGAUUGAUACUGAGAAAUUGCAAACUUUCUGGCGAACUUCCAUCAUAUAUCUGGAGUAUGACUAAACUGACACAUCUGGACCUCUCUUUCAACAGCUUAACAGGACAUGUCCCAGCUUCUUUGUCUAUUGAGGCAAAUCUAAAUGAAAUGUUCCUACGGAACAACAAUUUUACUGGAAUGGUACCACAGUGGAUCUACAGUAGCAAAAAUAAUCUGGAUUUGUCUGUGAACAAUUUCACAGGAAACGCUCCAUCAUCAUGUCCACAAAGGAAUUUGAACCUGGUGUCCAGCUUCUCUUCCACUGACAACUUUGUGAAUUCGUGUUUUAGGAAGGAUUAUCCAUGUUCUGAGAUUGCAAAACACUCUUCCUUGUUCAUAAAUUGUGGAGGGAAUCAGUACAAUGACAAUGAAAACAAAUACGAAGCAGAUCCAACACCAUUGGGAGAGUCCACAUACUAUCUUAGUACUGAAAGGAACUGGGCCCUCACCAGCACUGGGGCUUUCAUGGAUAUGAAUACCACUGGUGCCCCUCUUAGUUACAUAAUAGCCAACAAAAGCAGAUUGUCAAUGAAUGAUCCAACAUUGUAUAUGACAGCACGUACGUCACCGAUGGCAAUGACAUAUUAUGGUCUGUGCCUACAGAGUGGGAGUUACAGUGUCAGCCUUCACUUUGCUGAAAUAAUUUUCACUGAUGACCAAACGUUUAGCAGCCUUGGUGAGCGUGUUUUUGAUGUAUCCAUCCAGAAUGAAAAAGUUCUAGAGAACUUUAACAUUGCAAGAGAAGCUGGUGGCCCGGGCAAGAAAAUCAUUAAAAGUUUCAAUGUUAAUGUGACGAAAAAUACUCUUGAGGUCAGUUUAUAUUGGGCAGGGAAAGGGACAAUUGUGAUUCCAACUAGAGGAGUAUAUGGGCCUCUUAUUUCAGCAAUUUCAGUGACACCCAAGUUUAAACCUGAGGACCAUUCCGAAGCUGGGACCAGGAAUGAACCUUCAGUUGUAGUGAUCGUUCUGAUUGUCCUCUUUGUUUGCCUCAUCAUCUUCCUUAUUUUAGUGAUCCUUCGGAUAAAAGGCUACCUUGGAGGCAGAGAAACUGUGGAUGAAGAUCUUAGGGUUCUACAGCUGCAAACUGGGUAUUUCAGCCUUAAACAGAUAAAAGCAGCUACGAGGAACUUCCAUCCUGAGAACAAGAUAGGGGAAGGUGGAUUUGGGCCAGUUUACAAGGGAGUUCUGGCAGAUGGUACUGCAAUUGCAGUUAAGAAGCUUUCAUCAAAAUCAAAACAAGGGAAUCGAGAAUUCUUGAAUGAGGUAGGCAUGAUAUCAGCUUUGCAGCAUCCAAAUCUUGUCAAGUUAUUUGGAUGCUGUAUUGAAGACAAAGAAUUGAUGCUGAUAUACGAGUACAUGGAAAAUAAUUCCCUUGCACAUGCUCUCUUUGGACCAUGCGAGCAUCAGUUGAUAUUGGACUGGCCAACAAGGCAGAAGAUCUGCAUUGGAGUAGCAAGAGGUCUAGCCUACCUUCAUGAAGAAUCUACACUGAAGAUUGUUCACAGAGAUAUCAAAGCUACAAAUAUCCUUCUUGAUAAAGACCUCAAUGCUAAAAUUUCAGAUUUUGGCUUAGCAAGGCUUGAUGAAGGCGAUAAAACACAUAUCAGCACUCGAAUAGCUGGGACAUUGGGAUAUUUGGCUCCCGAAUAUGCUACGCGUGGACACCUAACAGACAAGGCAGAUGUUUUCAGCUUUGGAGUGGUAGCUUUGGAGAUUGUUACUGGUCGAAGCAAUGCACAUGCCAUGCCAAAAGAGGAUUUUGUCUUCCUUUUGGACUGGGCCUUUUUUCUGCAAGAGAAGGGGAGCCUUUGGGAACUAGUCGAUCCAAGGUUAGGCUCAGAUUUAUCAGAGGAUCAGGCACUAAGAAUGCUGAACAUCGCUCUUCUUUGCACCAGCCCCUCUCCCUCUCUCAGGCCGACAAUGUCUUCUGUUGUUGAGAUGCUUGAAGGGAGAAUCCUGGCAAGAGCACCAACUCUGAGUAGUACUCUUGGCAAAGCUUCCCUGAGCAGUGCUUGGAGAUCCAGUAAUCCCUAUCUAUCCAGCAAUCUCAAAGACCAGUGAAUCAUCAGCUGGACCCCAUAGUAGUGGAUAUGGGUCAUAUGCAGGGUCAUUAGCUUCAUCAGCCGACCAAAUGUAUACAGGCAGUCUAUGCUCCAUAACUGAGAUUGAGAUGUACCAUAUGCAUUCGUGAUGUCAAAACUGUCACACAAAUGUAGCUGUGGAUACAUAUGUAUGGAGCUUCUUAGAAACUUUUCAAAUGUGUCUUGUAAAUGAGGAGAUAAUAGAAGUCAAGAGUACCAGUGGCAUGAUCAACACAUUGAAGUUUACCAGUUC